This is a messenger RNA of Brassica napus (rape), 3646 nucleotides long. RefSeq names its product MATH domain and coiled-coil domain-containing protein At3g58410. Lineage: Eukaryota; Viridiplantae; Streptophyta; Magnoliopsida; Brassicales; Brassicaceae. The transcript has 5 exons. The record is from RefSeq and is a predicted model, not a curated record. Gene Ontology annotation, molecular function: protein binding. The coding region runs from base 297 to 1328 and encodes 343 amino acids.
AAGUUUGUAUAAAGAACCGAGUUUCUUGAUGAUCAACCAAUCUAUUUGGGAAUAUGGUUUGUUUUUAUUUGGUUUGGUUUGGUUUAUCUCAGGUCUAAACCUAGCUUUAUAUUUAAAACAUACACAGUUUUGAUUUCUCUUCCCUUCGACCCUAAACCCUACCUUAGUUUCUCUUCCCUUCAAGGUAUUCAACCCUAUCACUGUUGCGUGCGAUUGGUUUGCACGUUUCCGAGUCAGUUUUAGGGUUUUACUGUUCGUUCUUUGUUGUUCUCUAGCGAUAAAUCUUCACCAUAGUAAUGGUUGGGCAUAUGAAGAAGAAACUCACUUGUGUUAUCAAAAACUUCGGUUUGCAAGAUGACGAGUUCCACUACUACUCUCCACCCUUCAAGGUGGCCGACUGUGAUUGGCGUCUUAUUGCUUUUCCCAAAAGAGAUACGGAUGGUGGCUACUUGUCCAUGUAUCUGGAUCUGGCUCCUGAAUCUUUGCCUCCAGGAUGGAGAAGAGACGUGAAGGUUAGCCUCACUCUUGUGAAAAAGGGACUGGCUCCUCAAUCUUUGAACCAAACAUUAGUAGGGAAAGGCUGUUUUGACGCAGAGAAUAACAUUUGGGGCUUUGAAGAGUUCUUGCCUCUUUCAAAACUUUGGAGAUACCUGGAUGAUUACAAACUCACCAUCAUCGCUGAACUAGACGUUAUCCCAGAUAUUGUGUUACCAGAGGAACCUGUGAUCAUUAUUGAACCAUCUCUGAGGUGCAAUCAAGCUGAUGAUGCAUCUGUCAGCAGAUCUCAGGUGGACCAAGUGUCUUGUCAAGUGGAGCAAAAACCUGAGAACCCAUCAAACCAGGAUUCAGAUAAUGCACUUAAGGAGAUUCAACCUGUAAAGGAGACAAUAGAUGUCAAUGGGUUUGAGGUUUUGUCUUGUCAGGUAGAAUCUGUGAAGCUUAUAUUCGAGAGACACCCAGACAUUGCUGUGGAGUUUAACGCAAAGAACCAACAUCUCAGGAACGCAUGUCUGAGUUUCCUGCUAAGCUUGGUGGAGACGUUAUGCCAGUCACUUGAGAAGCUCUCCAGUGAAGAUCUUGUGGAAGCAGACAUUGCGUUGACAUACUUGAAAGAUGCAGGGUUUAAGGUGGAUUGGCUGGAGAAGAAGCUAGACCAACUAAAAGACAAAAAGGAGAAAGAGAAGUCUUGUUUGGCUCGGCUCCAAGAGAUCGAGGAAAAUCUACAGAAACUGAAGCAGAAGUGUUCAGAGCUGGAUCUUCUUGCCGAGGAGGAGAAGGCUGACUUGUCAACCACAAGAACUGCUUUGUCUUUCGAUGAUAUUGUUUGAUUUGAUGACUUGACUUCUUAGGCAAUUUGGUGUUAUGAUAUCUUAUAUUAUCCAUUGGUUUUCUAAGUAGGAGGUCCUCUUGUAACUAUGACAUUCUGUGGUAAAGUAUAUUGCCACAACGUUUUUUUCUUCUAACAACUUUGUUCUCUUACUGAGUUUCUUGACGAACCAAACUAAAUAGAUGUGCCUGAAACAGAGAUCUUGGAGAGUUCAUAGUCUCUUGGAGUUGGAGUCAUCAACUUGAUUUUGAGAUGAGAAUACGCCAUAUGUAAAAAGUUUGUCAUGUUUUUUUUUGUGAAGUAUUGAGCAGCGAGUGCACUUGAAGAGCAGAAUGUAUCAAUCUUCAUUAAUACUCAAAAAUCACUUGGCGGUAAUUACACUAGUCGCGGACUAGGCAGGUACCUAGAAGCUAGUGAAAAUCAAAUGGUCAAGCUAGUUCGAUUUUUAAAACAUUGAUCUUGAUGAUGAAGUAAAAAAUUUUUGUUUAUUAAAAAGUGAAAAAUAAAUGGUCAAGCUAUAUUACCAAAAUUAUAAUGAUGAUGACAGAGUAUUAUCAAAUCACGAUGCGUCAAGGCUGUUAGUAUUCACCACACGUCAUUUAAAAUGCUUACAUCUUCUUCACAUAUAUAUAUAAGAGCAUCUCCAACCAAUUGUUAUUUUCACCUCUAUAAUAGCAUUUAGAGGUGAAAUUGCUCCAACCCACCUCUAUUUCUUCCUCUAUAAUAGAGAUCUCUAUUUUUUCCUCUAUUUAUAGAGGAAGAAAUAGCAUUCCUCUAUUUUUUACUCUAUAUUUAGAGAUUGCUAUUUUAGAAGAAUACAUUGGAACAUAUCUCAUCUCUAUUAUAGAGUUCCUCUAUUUUAGAGGUGAAAAUAGCAAAAUACAUUGGAGAUGGUCUAAGUGACACUCAGUGUUUAAGUGGUUUUGUUCUCUCAGGAUCUUGCAUCUUAAAGCAAUGAUGAAUCCAGUUGAUAAGAAGUUUGGUUGGGUAAUUAAGGGUUUCUCCUCUUUGCAGUUUGAGAAGUGUUAUUCUGUUCCAGUUUUGAUCAGCGACUGCAAAUGGUAUGAAACAUACUCGUUGUAUGUAGAUCUUGGUGAUAUAAUCUAUAGUUAUAGUGAUUCUGCUUGUUGGGUUUUAAUGUAGACGUGUCUUGUUGUAUUUCCUAAAGGAAACAAUGGUGACUACUUGUCUCUAUAUCUGGACGUUGCUGAUUUUGAAACACUGCCUUGUGGAUGGAGAAGAUAUGUGAAACUGAGACUUACUGUUGUGAAUCAACUUUCACCAAAACUGUCCGUGGUGAAAGGUGAUGUUUACCUAUUUCUUCUCACUAGUUGAUAUCAUCUUGAACUACUAUGUAUCAGUUACUUGCACAAACUAUUUUUUUUUUAAUGUAACACUCUAUGUAAUCCAUUUUCAUCCUACUACUUACUUACCUUAGACAAAGGAAAGUUCAUGUUUUGUGAGUUUUGAACUAUUUUAAACUUGUUUAAAUUGAACUCUGUUUAUAUCAAGUGUGUCUAGAGUUUGUUCACGCAUUGUUCUUUUUUCUAUUUUGAUCGUGUGUUUUGUUUGUUUUAGGACCAGCCUUGAACUUUCCUUGUUGUUUGGGCAUUGUUCUUGUUUUAUUUUGAUCUGUGUAGUGUUCGUUUAGGGAUCAGCCUUGAACAUUCCUUGUAGUUCACGCAUUGUUCUUGUUCUGUUUUGAUGACGUGUGUGUAAUGUUUGUUUUGGGACCAGCCUUGAAAUUUUCUUGUUGUUCACGCAAUGUUCUAGUUCUAUCUCGGUCAAGUGUGUGGUUUGUUUGUGUUGGGAUCAGCCUUGAACCUUUCUUGUUGUUUACGCAUUGUUCUAUUCAAUAAUAUGUUAACUAUUUGUAUGAAAUUUGUUACAGAAAUAGAGCACUGCUUUGAUGGAAAGUCGACAACUUGGGGUUCCAGCAAUGCUUCCGCUUUUCAAACUUCAUGAGAAUGAUGGUGGGUUUCUUGUGAAGGGACAAGUGAUGAUUGUUGCAGAGUUGGAUAUUUUUGAAGUAAUUGGCACAUUUGAUGAUGUGGUGGCUGCUGAGUCUAGUGACCUGCUUAAGAAAACUUCACUUGGGAUCAAUGCCAAUGGGAUUAAGCAGGUUGAAAAUUCAGUGAAACCCCCUCCAAAGAAAACUUGGAACAGAAAGUUUGAUUAUUGUUGUUGAUGAUGAUGAUGAUGAUAAGCGCUUAAAACGAGACUAAAACGAGAUUGUCAUAAUUUUUUUUCAAAAUCUUUGGGUUAUAAAAAAGUUUAUAUUCUAUAUACUGAAAUUUAUAAUUAGUGUUGUUUAGAAAU